GCAUGCUGGGUGCAGCCCUGUGAUCCCGCCCUCUCCUGGGCGUGGCCUGGAUGAUUGACAUGUUGUUGUGAUCACAGACCGGUUUAUCCCGGCUGCUGGCUGCUGCCUGGCCUGGUGGCUGCUGCUGGAGAGAUGUGGCCCUCAGGAGCGGCUGGGGCCCCUGGUCUCCAGCGAGGCUGUGUUACAGGGUAAGGUGGAGGAAUGCUGAGCUCAGGGUGGAGUAUCAUGGGACAUGCUACAUGUGUGACCUGGCUGUGUGUACAUGUCACCUCUGGGGCAUCAUGGGAAAUGUAGUCCAGAACAUCUGGAGUGCAUUAUAAUAUCCCUGUGUAGGCUGUCAGUUAUUAUUAUUAUUGUAUGUAUACUGAAAAUGCUAUAUAUAUAAUGUAUAUAAUGUGUUUUAUAUAUGAAUGAAAAUGUAUAUCUGUGUGUAGAUGCAAUGUGUGUGUGUGUGUGUGUCUGUGUGUCUGUGUGUGUGUGUGUGUGUGUGUGUGUGUGUGUGUGUGUGUGUGUGUGUGUGUGUGUGUAUAUAUAUAUAUAUAUAUAUAUAUAUAUAUAUAUAUUUAUUUAUUUAUUUUUUCAUUUUUUUUAUUAUUAUUUAUUUUAUUUAUGGGACAUGUAGUCCAAAGUAUUUGGAGUGUUAUAACCCUUGUUUUAAAAUGUUCAUGCUGUAUGCUGGCUGUGUGUGCUCUGUGUCUGUUGGACUCUGUUAUUACUCAUUGUAUAUGGAGAAUGUAGUGUAAAUGUGCUCACUACAUAGUACGUCUGCUCUUUUAUAUGUUGUAGUUGUUUUAGUGUAUAUUUGAAAACGUUGUGUGUUUGUGUGUAUACGUGUUUGUUUAGGAGCGUGGAAUAAAUACAGCGCUACGGAAUUUGUUGGCGCUAUAUAAAUAAUAAAACAAUAAUAAUAAUAAUAAAUAGACUGUCAAGGUAAAUUCACUUAGGGUUAGUCACCGAGCAUUCAGCGUUAAUUUCAAAUUUAAAAGCAUAAAAAUAACCAGAUUGUAGAAAAAUCAGCUACGCUAUUUGGAUACUUUUUGGCUUAAAAUUUUAAAUUCACCUAUGUGGAUUUUCACUUUAUUGAAUGAACCUGUCAAGUGUGAAUUGCUCGGAACCCAAAGUCGAUUUUCAAGUUGUAGGGUAAAAUAGCCAUGCGGAAACCUUGGUCUAAAUAUAAAACUCGCUUUCAGGGUCGCUUACUACACUGAGAAUUUGAAUUCCAGAAAAAAAAUUGCCAAACUUAAAACUUUCUCUAAGUCAAUAAUGUGUUCAGUAUUGGAAUGAAGUGAAUUAGAAUUUACUUUAAAUUCUCACUUAGGUGACUAACCUUGUUUGAAAUCCCUGUCGUUCACACUCGUGAAUAACCUGGUGUAUACUUGUAGUUUGUGUGAUGCUGUUUGUUAUUAUACUGUUGAGCAGAAUGAUGUAUGUGGACUGCAUAAUGUCGGGCAUAUGGUGUGGUUAGUUGCUGUGAGUGUGUGAACUUAGUAUACACUGUGUAUAUAAACACAUCACUAAUCAAACAUAUGUGAGUGUGUUUAGAGUAGACUGUGUAUAACAAUGUGUCCAUAUGGUUAGUAUACUGUUGUGUUGGGGGUUAUUUUUGUUAAAAUACAAUACUUUUUUUUUAAUCAGUAGAGUAAAGUUUUGCAAUAUACAAUGUUUACUUGGUGUACCAGUAUUGUGUGUGUGUGUGUUGGCCAUGCGUUUCAACAGUAUGUUCUCUUUAGGUGCGUUUAUGUAAAGAAUAAAGAAGAGAAUGUGUUCUAUAGAGCUUUGCGUGAUUAAAAAAACCAACAACAGUUUUAUUCACUAAACUGGACAGUUAAAAGAAGAGAAUUGCAAAAUUUAGGCUGAUUUCGCUCAAUUAGAACAUUUCUAAAACUCAACAUUUCUUAGUUACGUGAUCGAACGCAUGUUUUAAAAUCUGUUUGUAACUUUUCUCUCUCUCUUUAACAGUCACCAAUGGAAUGGUGCGUGUUGUCACCUGUCACCACAAAGAGGGAAUAUCUGAACCCCCCAUCAGACAGCAGGUGAGCAUUUUUUUUUUACGGUGGUUUAACUUCAGAUGUUCAUCGAUUAUUUUUCUGCUCUCCUAGUGAGUUUCCCAUCAUUAGUCCCAGCAGUGAAUGUCUUGCUAGAUCAGCCUUGUUAUCAUUGAAAUGCACCACCAGUGAGCCGUGCCUGCCCCAGGGCUGGGUGGGACGAGAUAAGUGAAUGGGAGGAUGGUGCCCUGCCUCUGGGAGCUAGUGAGGUGUUAAAUUUGUUAUACAAUGUCUCUUCUUUUCCCAUCAUCCUCCUCUUCUAUUACAUAUCUCACUUCCAAAAUAUCUUCACCUCUUUCUACUUUUCCUACCUCCCCACUAUUUCCUCCUUCUGUUGUGGCAGGAAUGGCGGUGGAGGAGCCCACAUCCCCCACGUGUGGGAUCACCCCAUUUCAGCAGAUUCUGGCCUCUGGCACCGGAGCACUUCUCACAUCUCUCUUUGGUAUGAUAUGUGUGUGUGAUAAUGGGGGAUGGAGUAGUCGGGGCACUUCCUGUUGUCAUACAAAGUUUGCUAUUCUGAUCAUCUUGUGUUUUAUCUCUCAAAUUCUACGUGCAUGCAGUGACCCCACUGGAUGUUGUAAAGAUCAGACUUCAAGCACAGAAGAAGCCCAUUUCCAAAGGUAAGCUCUGCAGGAAACAGCUUUCCCUUUAACUGCUUUCCUCCCUCACACUCGGCAAAGCAUACCCCUUAUUCAUCAUUCCUUAUUUUGGGGUGGGUGUAUAUAUAGUCUUUCUAUUCUCAAUAGCUAACUGGUAUUAACGUGUUUGCACAGCAUGCCUAAUAACCCCUGCUAUUAAUAGAAUAUGCAUAUGUCUGAUACUAAAUAUAUUAUCUGUAUAUACAACAUGCAUAUUUGGGCUUUCCCUAAUUUAUUUUCCUCUUGUGUUGCAGUGUUGUCUGUAAAGUCCCUUCCCUGGGCACCCCCCAUGCGCCAUCCCAAAUGUGAGUACACAAAGCCAUCCUACUUUGGAAUUCAUUUGCAAAGAUCGCCUGUUUCAUCUAGACCCUGCCCAUUACCUGCCCCACGUCAUUUUUAGGCAUACCGCUGCCCACUGUGUUUACUAAUACUGCCAUUUAGUUCCCUGGCUUCAUCCCAUGUGUACUGACACAGCCGAGCAAUUCAUUGUACACGUGGACUGUCUCUAUGUGAGAAGUUUAUUUUUUUUAGGGAAUAACAGCUUAUCAAGUGCUGGUUAUUUCCUUAAUGCAUAAUAAGAUCAUACACCAUGUGUUUUAUUGUGUCUGCAAUUUCCUCCAAUAUGUACUUCAGUUGUGUGUGUGUUGCAUCCCCCAGUUUGUGCUGAGUGCGACUGUUUUGUUACACUUGAUAUAUACUGAGCUUCUGCUACUGUGUUCUGCAGCUAACUUAGAAAUGAUCAAUUAAUGCCCCUCGAGCAGUUUAGUGUUCGUGACGACGUUAUGUCACUGUCUCUUCUGACCCAUAGAAUUAACCUGACCAGGUAUCUUUGCUGCGUACCCCUUGUCUAUACAGUAUGCCCGACUAUUAUAGCUUUGCAAGCUGCCCAUGGCCCACAUUCUAAAUAUGGACUUUACUCCAGCCUCGUUAAAAGUCAUCUCAGAUAGUGCUGUUAAUGCACUUGUUGAAGACGUCCUUGCUGCUGAGUUUUAGGGUUUGACAGCUUUCGCCCCUCUUGAUUACGCACUGGUGCUACGUGUCCGCUCCCAGUCUUGAUGUGUAUUAUCUUCUACUUCUCCAGAAUAUGCUCUGAUAGUUUGCUCCAGUGUACUGGUGCUGUGUGUCUGUCCUGCUCUUAAAAUAUAAUUAGACUAAAUCUCUCUUUCCUUACAACCGUUGCCCAGGGCGCUGUUUCCUGUACUGUAAUGGGCUGAUGGACCAUCUGUUUGUGUGCCAGCAUGCCACAGUCUGCAGUUCUUGGUACCGGGCACCCAUGCAUUUUCAUGGCACCUUGGUAAGAAGGAAUAGAGCAUUAAACACAAGUCAUGUGAUUACAAGAAUUAAUCAUGGGCAUUGAAUGGGAUUUUAGUGAUUGGACAGGUUGCAUAUAGAACCUGAGAGCAUGAGAUCUCGGUAUGCCGUGGUCUGCUAGUUACAUAAAUAGAAUUGAUUUCAACAAAAUGUAACACUUGCAGUAUUUGUUAGAAAAUACUUAAAGGAACACUCCAACAACCAUAACCACUCCAAGACUUCAGCUGAAUGCUCUCAACCAUUGGACGCAGCCCUAUUCUGGCAUGACUUAGCUCAGUGGCAGAGCUUUCGACUGCAGAGGAGGCAGCGGUUGACCCCAGGUAAGUUGUCAGACCCCAUGCUGUAGUGGUUAUGGUUCUUGGAGUGCUCCUUUUUUAAACUUAAUUGUAUUUCCUUGCAAUUCAAGUGAUGUAGAACAAAGCAGGAAUGUACCUUCUUGCAUAGCACUUUUUUUUUAUUUUUAUAUAUCUCUGGAGUCCUACAUUUGAGUGAAUAAAUAGUGCAGUAUGAAGGCAAAAUGCUUUAGAACAAAAUAUAUUAAAGACCCAUACACUGUAAACUGCCUAACUCUGUAAAAUAAUAAUUUAUAAAUGUGUAUUUUUUUGCUCCCUUUGUCACAAUGGUGUUUAAUUCAGGUGUCUGUGGCAUACUUUCUAAUUUUUAUCAUCCAACAUACAGGAUGCUUUUGUGAAAAUCACACGCCAUGAGGGGCUGACCUCCCUUUGGAGCGGGCUGCCGCCUACAUUGUGAGUAUGGAAUGGUCUAUUAAAGAUUAGAACUUAAAAGAGUACUCCAGGCACCAUAACUAAUUCAUCUCAAUGAAGUGGUUAUGGUGCCUGGAGUCUCAUGGUUCCUGCUUGCCAUCUUGUGUUAAAACAUUUUCCAACAUUUUUAACGCAAGUGAUGCCCACAGCUUCCUCUAUCACUGCUUGGGCUAAUGCGGAAGCAUCACUGGAUGCCAAUCGCGAAUACUGGUUGAAGGAACACCCAAAGCACCAUAAUCAUUACAGCUCCAAAUAGUGGUUAUGGUGAUAGGACUACCCUGGCGCUUUUCCAAAGUAAUUACCUGGCUCUCCUUGGGCCCCUGCAGCCACACAGCCUGCUUCUAUAUUUUCCUUGCUGGAGAAUCCAGUUGGUUCCACUGAACUAAGUUGCUAAAUUCAGAUAAAUACGACGAUGACUUGGCCCUAGUUUCACUAUGUGAUCUUCUGAUUAUGUUAUGAUCAGUUUUGGUUGUGCGAUGUUGACCUCCAUGCUCUUUGUUGCCCCCUUCAGGGUGAUGGCUGUACCUGCUACCAUUAUAUACUUCACUUGUUAUGAUCAAUUGCGAGAUUUCCUGCGCUAUGGGAUGGGAUACAAUGGAAGCCAUAUUCCUCUUAUUGCUGGAGCAGCAGCUAGAUGUAAGUGCAUUGGAGAAGGCCUGUCUUAUAUAUUAUUUUUAUUUUUUGUGUGUGUUUUAAUUUUUGAGACAUCAAUAUUUUUAAUGCCUGCCUCUCUGUUUCAGUGGGGGCAGUUACAGUGAUCAGUCCGCUGGAAUUGAUCCGUACAAAGAUGCAGUCGCGGCAACUCUCUUACAUGGAACUGGGGGUAUGUCUGCGAUCUGCUCUCUCUCAGGAUGGAUGGCUGUCUCUUUGGAAGGGAUGGGGGCCUACUGUGAUGAGAGACGUUCCAUUCUCUGGUAGAUAAAUUACUAUCUUUUUGUUAUACUGUAUUAGCUUUAUUUUUUCUUUACAUGAAAUCUUUCAAUUAGCUGUUUUUAUUUAGAUGAAUUCCUCCUAUUACUCCAUAUAACCUCUCUCUAUAACUCCUCCUAUUACUCCAUAUAACCUCUCCCUAUAACUCCUCCUAUUACUCCAUAUAACCUCUCCUUAUAACUCCUCCUAUUACUCUAAAUAACCUCUCCCUAUAACUCCUCCUAUUUCCCCAUAUAUCCUCUCCCUAUAACUCCUCCUAUUACUCCAUAUAACCUCUCCCUAUAACUCCUCCUAUUACUCCAUAUAACCUCUCACUAUAGCUCCUCCUAUUACUCCAUAUAACCUCUCUCUAUAACUCCUCCUAUUACUCCAUAUAACCUCUCCUUAUAACUCCUCCUAUUACUCCAUAUAACCUCUCUAUAACUCCUCCUAUUACUCUAAAUAACCCUCUGUAUAACUCCUCCUAUUACUCAUUUACCCUCUCCCUAUAACUCCUCCUAUUACUCCAUAUAACCUCUCUCUAUAAUUCCUCCUAUUACUCUAUAUAACCUCUCCCUAUAACUCCUCCUAUUACGCCAUAUAACCUCUCCCUAUAACUCCUCCUAUUACUUUGUAUGAUCUUUUUCUAUGUGAUCCCAUUCCUCUUCAUAGCGUUGUACUGGUUUAAUUACGAGCUGGUAAAGAAGAAGCUGAGUACCUCGUGGACCAUUACAGAGUCUCCAUUCCUGAUCAGCUUUACUGCAGGAGCCGUGUCUGGAUCUGUAAGUCCGUUUCCUAGUCACUUUCUGUUUCUUCCAAACUCUGCAGAACCGGCUUCCUAUCCCACAUUCUGCCUUUACCUGAUCUUCUUGUCUAACCUCCAAUGCCUAAUAAUCCCCUCUCCUGCAUUAUAUCUCUAGGUGGCAGCAAUCCUCACUCUGCCUUUUGAUGUCGUAAAAACUCAGAGACAAAUAGAACUUGGGGACCUUAAAACAGGUAAGAAGACUGUUGUGAAGGGGGGGUGGGGUGGCAUACCCUAGAGUACAUUUAAAAAACAAACAAACUGUCUAGCGCAGUGUAUAGAUAGAAUUGUAGCAUAUAUGACAUUGGUUCUUUUUGAACAGGUUCGGUGCGUGGGGACCCAUUUUACCAUUGUAACAUUUUGCUAGGGAACCAUUGCUUUAUUUUUAGUAUUAAGAUUUAAGAAUUUCCUUAGACUAUUUCCAUACUUUUGUUAUUAUUUAGAUAGUCCAUAUAUUUUGUAGAACAGUACAAUAGAGGGAAUACAUACAAAUAAUAAUACAAAAAGGGGCAGAGGACUCUGCCAGAGAGCUUGCAAUCUAGAUAAUACAGUAUUUAUACAAAGUGCAUAGCAAGAUGACUUGGGAGCUUACAAUCUAAAGGAAUCUCUGGAAGCAGUGAUAUUACAAUAAAUUUUAUGUGUGUAGUUGCCUGAGACCUGGACGAAUAAGAUGGGUUUUUGCAAAAAGAUAAGAAAUUGGUAAUCUGUGAAAUGCUACCAAGGUAUUUGGGUUGUCAAUGCAAUUCAGUUAUCUAUCUGUCGUGGGGAAAUCUUCAUAUUCAAAAUAUUGCAAUAAACUUAGAAACCUGUAAUUGAAAACAAUGCAAUCCCCCUGGAAGCCACUCGUUUCCAUGGUAACUGCUACACUCCGUGCUUCCACUAAACCAUGCACUGCACACUUUAGUUAUUUAUUUAACAGAUUUAGAAAUUCCAUAGUUACGUUACUGUAAAUAAACUGUAGGAUUUUUAUUUAUUAGAAACCUUAUCCUUAUAAAUAUAGUUUUAUAGUUUUGGCAAUCAUUCAUACUGAUGUUAAUUUUAACUUUCUUUGAUGGUCAUUCUACUAAUCUAUUGCACCAUUAACCUUUGAACAAAGUCUUUAAACAUCUAAAAAUAAUUUCAGAUCAAUGUGCAGGCCAGUUAGUGUGGGGCUGUAAAUUGUCCUAUUGAUCACAAUGUGCCUGUCUAGCGCUUUAUCACACAGAUCCCUUUACAAUUGCCUCAUUGCUGUAAUCUAUACAAUUUGUGAAACAGUUAGAUCUGCUGCAUAGUAAAGUUGCAGAAAAGACGAAGAGCAGGGUUUAAAGGCUACAAAACACUGUUACCAUUAGCUGCCCAAGUAACUACUGUACCUCCUUAAAACACACAUACCUACUUCAAAAUGUAUAGGUUUUAAUGGCACACAGAUAAAAGCAGAUUUUGGUUCUGGGAGGUAGAUAAAAUUGUUAGGAACUUGGCUUACUGUUAUUUAGAACAUCCUUGAGCCUUGAAAAGGCCUGAGGAACAUUUUGGUGGGUUUUGAAAUUGCAUGAAGCUCGCUCUGCCUUAGGUAAAAAAGAGGGGGUUGUCUCAUGAUUCAGUAUCUUAUUUUCAUUUUAAAAUAGUGAAUUGGGCUACCGAAAUAUAAAAUAGAGCCUUGUUCACCUUAUCUUAUUCAGGUAUUUUUUCCUACUUAUAUGUCUAGUGUAAAAUUUGUAAUUUCAGUCUGCAGUUUAAAGCACUUUGCUUUUAUAAAGUGACAAUGUGGCACUAUAACCAAUUCAAUUGGAUGAAAUGGUUAUAGUUCCUGGAGUCCCCUGACACUGUUCCUUCCUUCAUUGUUAAACCAUUUUCAAGCAGUUUAACACUAAAUAGGGGAUCUUGACUACCCACUGCCCUGCCUCUUGACUACCCACUGCCCGGCCCCUAUCAGAAUUAUAGUUAAGGAGGAGAUGACUACAUCCUUGUUGUCAUACCCGCAUUAGGCGCUUUGAUAUUUUAAAAUCUGUCAGCUAACACUCUCAGCCAAUAACACAGCUGCCCAGGCUAAUCAUAUUAGCCCAUCCAGCAAAAAUUGGAUGAGCCGCUGGGGUACUCUUGUUUAAAACCUAGAAACGUUUUAACACGGAAUGAAUGGACGGCAUUCCUAACACACUAUUCUGUUCAAAAAGAUAAAGCCGCUUCAGUGCUUAGUGUCCCUUUAAAUAAAUAAGUUUUUAAAAGAAAAACAAGUGGUGUCUAAAUAUUUUUUUUUUUUUUUUCUCUUCCCAGGCCCAUCGAGACAGCAGAGAUCUUCGACCUGGGGGGCAAUGCGUACAAUCCGUGCAGAAUUUGGAACCCGAGGACUUUUUACAGGUAAAUCCAAUUAAUCUGCCUUCUCCUCAGAUGUAUCUCCUUUACGUUUAUAACGUCUCUGACUGUUUAAUUCUUCCAUUUCUCAUUGUCAGGAUUCAUGCCCCGUGUCAUUAAAGUGGCUCCAGCAUGUGCCAUUAUGAUCAGUUCAUAUGAAUUUGGGAAGAACUUCUUCCAGCAGCGCAACCAGGAAAAAUGCACAAAUAUCUGAGAUUUGAGCUCUAGAAAAGCAGGACAAACUCUGCGUCCUUUUGAAACUAUGCUCUGGAUUUCCCACCUUGCACAGAGUAAACAGGCUUUUUAAACAUUCGAUUAUACCAGGAAUUUUCAGAAACAUGUAAGCAAUCCAGUGAAAUGCAGCUGUAGAAAGCGAAACGCGUUUUCUAGAUCCCGACCAAGAAACCACAACAGCUGUACAUCUUACACGUAGCUAUGAAAUCACUGAUCUGUCUUAAAUACGGGACAUGGACAAAACAAUGGAAGCGCCAUCUAGAAAAUAAGUUUAACUAAAUCACAAGUAGAAAUGUUGUUGAGUCACAUUAGUUUCUUAUUAAUUUAGCCGUAUGAGUUGCUUCUAAAACAAUUGGCACUUGGAUAUUUAUUUUUCAAAGCGGGCAGGAAACUAACCAUUCAAAUUAGGCUAACGAAAUUGUAUAUGAAUUACAGAUCCUUUAGUCACAAAAUUUGUGAAAUUAUUUACUGUAUCAAGGAGAACCGUAUCAACCGAAAUAGCUCUACUUUCUAUGAACACAGAGCGGAAUCUUUGUAACGAAGUCUCAACGAAGCUUGUGGGUCAAAUGAAUAUAAAUGCUGAAGUUUACAGCAGGACUGCCUCUCAGUAGCCGCUAAUAUCUAAAGACCACGCACAAAGAUGCAUAACUUGGUAUAAGGAGCACAAAACCCACAAGAACAGUGGAACAAAUGUGUUCCUAUGGGUCGUCUUUCACCAUGUUUCUCCGCAGUCCGGUGGGCUUCUAGUAACGGCACUAGCACUAUAGUGCGAGUCUUAAGGUCAGGUGAUUGCUCUGAAUGGCGAAGCUCUAAGAUGCCUUUUGUUUUGUUUUUUUAAGAACUUCGUGCCUACCAUGGUGCAAUCACUGUAGCUUGAUGAAGUUCUUGCAUUGGAGGAUAAUUAAGUCCCCAUCCAUAUUGAUAAACAAAUUCAAGAAUGGUAAUCCAAUAAAUGUCAUGGGCUCGCCAAUUACCAUGUCCAAAUAUAACUAAAAUGUUAUGGGACAUUCUGGAGUGUGAAUUUAGAUCUUCAUCUUUCCAACAACUUUGUACAUAGCGAUGUAUUUCACCAACCUUCAAGCCUGUUUGAGGGGUGUUAAAGAAGCAUUGGAACUGAUCUGGAUGUAAAGUGUGGCCCUACUGCCUUUUAGCUGUUUUAAAAAUGGUGUUUCCAUUGAUUUUUGUCCACCAUCUUGUCAUAUCUGGUGGAAAGGGACUUUGAUAAAAGAGCUUAAACUAAAUUCUAUAGGCAUUAUGUUUUUACCAAUAAUAAUCACAAGUCUGUAGCUGGCUGUGAUAAUGAAUCUAGAAUUCAUUAAGAUUUUAUAAAUGGGUAUCAUAGAAACCUAGUCAAAAAGCUGUGGUACUGGGAACAAACCACUUGAUCCACAAUUACAGUGUGUAGAACUUCAGGAACACUAUCGUAGGGCUUUCCAAUAUUGAACUAGAAGAUUCCUGUACAAAAACAAGAAAACCAAAGAACUUCUCUACAGUCCCAUUCGUUUUUGCAUAAUCUCACAGUCUGCUGCCGUGUGACUGCAUUGAAACACGAGCUACAAAAAUAGAUGGACUUCUGGUUCCAAGUGAACCUUGGUCUUCAACAUGGAAUUGUGGCUGAAGAGCUAAUGAUUGAGGACUGAUAUUCUAGAAAAACUGACAGUGGAACCAGACUAGGAAUCACAAGACUUCUCUCUUAGAGAACAAAAAAAAAAAAAAGUUUGGACUUAAAGUUGUCUGUUGAAAGUCUAGAAUACCGAACUUGGUUCUAGAAAGAUGUCUGGUCUCCCAAGAUUUCAAGUUCACCUAUUGAUCUUCUCUUUCCUGAAAGUCCUUGCCUACCGCACUUCCUUUUCCUCCACCUAAAUCUAAUGGGCAGAUGUUCAGCAGAAGCACCAUGCAUGAUCAGGUCUCCUAGAAGUGCCUACACCCUAUAUUUAGGUAGCAACUAAUUUGUUUCAGUUGACCUAAUGAUGCAUCUUAAGUCAGGGAGGGUAAACUGGUAUGUAUACCCCUUUUCAUUCCAAAUCAAAAAUUGUGUUUGUAAGGGGUUUCAAAAUUUGUAUUGUGGCAGUGCCCUUUUAUCCGCACUAUUGCCAACAAUGUGUGAUGUUUUUCCAUCUUUUUUUUUUUUUUUUUCAGUUUUAAGCCUUUUAAGUGCCAAGCUGUGGGAAAUAAGUUGCCCUCACCUUUGCUUUUAAAGGGUUGUGAAUUAUUUUCACGUGGUCACUAUGUUAACAUGCUAUAUGCUCUAGCAAAAGUCAGAAACUUGCACCCAAGCCAAAUCUGAUAACACAUCCAAAUUAUGUCCAGUUUAAACACAUUAAAAUCCCCAAGUUUUCAUUCCAGAAACAAAAAACACAUCUAUUGAACGGAUUUCUUAUAGAUAUUUAAACUAUCUCCUAUACGUGUAAUGUAAAUCCUACCAGUAAUCAAUUCCCUUCCUCUACUAAAAGCAAAGCACGUUUUAGUGACUGUGUUAAUAUUUUUUUGUUUUACUUGUGGAGAAUUGUGUUAUAGACUUUGGCUGUUGGAAUUUCUGACUUUGGCCACAACAUAUGUAUUCCUUUUUGUAUCAGAAAUAUGCAUUCCAGAAUCUGACCAUCGAACAGGUUGCAUAGAGGGCAUCGAUUAUUGAUCAGUACAGACAGAAAAUUUGUUUAUCAUACCACUGACGUUCGUGAACCUGCAGGCUCAUAAUGUGUGAAUUGUUAGGAAUUCCAAGUAAAUUUCACGUGGUCGGUCAUGGAAACAUAACAUAACUUAGUUUCAGAUAUUUCACACUUUAAUGAACAACCCGGUUUGUAACUUGUAAAGUGGCAUGGGUUCCUUCACUGCACAAGAACCAGGUACCUUUGAAAUCAUAGGUGUAAAUCAAGUAAUUAUUUUAUUUUUUUGUUUGUUUCAGCUUGUUAAGCUUUGGCGUAACUGUCCUUUUAAAUGUGUCACUGCCAGUCCAGUUUCCAUUCAGCAGGGACUGCACUUAGUGUAACUCAGGCUUAGCACUGCCUACAUUGCAGGCAUAGGGGGCAGCGCAGAGCUUUUAACUGCAGCGCAGUCGUUGUAAGAGUACAUUAUCUCGCUGAGGUGUUACUCUGGGGGGGAUAUUGGGAAUAGGGGUUAAAUAAUUAAAUAAAUGGGUGGCAAGUACUGUACAUAGUGUGAUCACAGCGAAAUUACGUAGCUAACCUCCAAACACACUGGAAACACUGACUUUUUAAAAUUGCAUUUUGUUUAAACCAUAUGUUUAAAGUAAAUGCUACCCAGCCCGAUGUCUUUACAUAUGUGUUGCAAGUAAGUUGACCUUAAUCACAAAGUAGCAAGCAUUUAUUCAUUGCUAUGGCCAAUUUUGAGCCUAAAAUGUUCACAUCAUUUUGGCGUUGAUCCAAAAUUCUCAGUUUAGUGAAUAAGCCAGGAACCAAUAGCAUGUAUAUAAAUAGUUUUAUAUACAUUAUUUACCUGCACAAGACUGGACAACUCCCUUUUUAGCACCAUGUUUUUGGGGUAUUUAGUACAGAGUUGAAGCACACUUUGACUUCUAAGAGCUAUGCAGUUGUCCAGCCCUUUAUAUAUAUUUUGCCUGUCUGUGUUUUUUUUUGUUUUUUUGUUAAUUCUGCUGUGGAAUAAAACCCACCACCCUCCAGCUGCUCACCUCCCUAGGAGUAAGACACACACACAGUUGUGAUAAAUGUACAUUAAAAAUAAAAGUGCAUUUAAUGCAUUGUGAUUUAUUUAUUUUUGUCUCUGCGUUUUGCCUAACACGUGAAAUGUAGUGCCCUGCAGUUUGUAGAAAUCGUAUGCAGCAGAUUCCGCAAUGACUUGAUUGCACUAGCACAACAUUCCUCUUAAACAUACAGCGUGACCGCAUUAAUCACGUGGUGUGGAUUGAUCUGUAUAUAUGUACAAAAAACAUGGUGGCACCACUAUAUGCAGGGCUGACAUUCAUUAACCCCUUAAGGACACAUGACGUGUGACAUGUCAUGAUUCCCUUUUAUUCCAGAGGUUUGGUCCUUAAGGGGUUAAAGGAUUACACUAAGCAUUAUUGUUAGUCUGCUGUAGGUAUGAUGCAAGGAGCACCCUGCCCUAGUUCCCUGGCACUGGGGCAAACAGUUUAGCAACAGUUUACCCUCCUUACCUGGGACUCUGCCAGGCUCUGAGACACCCUAGUAGUCCAGUGACACACUUUGUUCUAACGGGUCCAGUUGAUUACCUUUUCCCAGCAUGCUUUUGGAGGGCCUAAGUCUGAACUGUAUGUUCUGCAUUUCAAAGCGAAAUGUUGCUCAUAUAGACUUCAGAUCACUGAAGUGGUCAUGGUGCUUGGAGCAGCCCUUCAAGGCAAUUCAAAAUUUAACUUUUAUCUUGCAUAAUGCUACCAACUGGUAUAAAUGAAUUACAGGACAUAGGCAAAGCAAAAAAAUCAAAAUCAGUAUAUUGAGCCUGCUUCUACCACGUUCAACUUCAUGUAACAUGACAGAGAGCUGUAAUAUUGAUUUCUGUGCAAAUACAUACACGCAUUUAGAUAAUCAUUAAACUGUGGAUUAUCAGGAAUUGGUAAACUUGCAAAACCUAAACCUAAUUAGAAAUUAUUUGAACUCCUUUGCCUAAUUCCCUCUUCUAUUCACUAUACAGUGACCUGGAGGGAUUGAGAACAAUUG
Messenger RNA from Pelobates cultripes (western spadefoot toad), 13683 nucleotides. The record is from the annotation of a GenBank genome assembly. Lineage: Eukaryota; Metazoa; Chordata; Amphibia; Anura; Pelobatidae.